This is a messenger RNA of Antechinus flavipes (yellow-footed antechinus), 247 nucleotides long. Its product is annotated as DNA-directed RNA polymerases I, II, and III subunit RPABC4. Gene Ontology annotation, biological process: DNA-templated transcription. NCBI's taxonomy places the organism in Eukaryota, Metazoa, Chordata, Mammalia, Dasyuromorphia, Dasyuridae. The transcript has a single exon. Gene Ontology annotation, molecular function: DNA binding; DNA-directed RNA polymerase activity; zinc ion binding. The record is from RefSeq and is a predicted model, not a curated record. The coding region runs from base 47 to 223 and encodes 58 amino acids. Gene Ontology annotation, cellular component: RNA polymerase II, core complex; RNA polymerase I complex; RNA polymerase III complex.
CCUAGAGGCUGCGAUAAAGUUUGCUGCGGCACGUGAGGGAUUGACGAUGGAUACCCAGAAGGAUGUGCAGCCGCCAAAACAGCAGCCAAUGAUAUAUAUCUGUGGAGAAUGUCACACAGAAAAUGAAAUAAAAUCCAGGGAUCCAAUCAGAUGUAGAGAAUGCGGAUAUAGAAUCAUGUACAAGAAAAGAACAAAAAGAUUGGUGGUCUUUGAUGCCCGAUGAGCUUUAAUGGAGGUGUGGACUCCC